GUCGCAUGCGCGCUCCGAGCGUUUUUUUCCCUAGCAGCUCGUGAGGUAUUGAUAUGCAGCCGUUCUCCAGUGCAGCAUCCGCCAUAUUGUCUACCAGGAGACGCCGAGAGCAUCUGGAGGGCCAUGAGGAAUGACUUAUAGGAUUGCUGUGUCUCCUGAAUAAGCUCCUGGAUGUCCUCUUUCAUUCAAAUUACAAUCAGCCUAUGCUCCACCAUAAAGUCAUCACACCUGCCUUCAUCAGCUCCACCUUUCAUUUGCUGCUUGGAGGAACCCUCCAAGGUGUUUCAGGGAAUACCUUGUGUAGAAUAUGUCUGGCCCUGUCCCAAGUCGCUCUCGAGUUUACCCUGAUGUAAACACACAGCGACCCAGAGAGUACUGGGACUAUGAAUCCCAUGUGGUGGACUGGGGAAAUCAGGAUGACUAUCAGUUAGUGCGAAAGCUUGGCCGGGGAAAAUACAGUGAAGUAUUUGAAGCCAUAAACAUCACUAACAAUGAGAAAGUAGUUGUCAAAAUACUCAAGCCAGUGAAAAAGAAGAAAAUUAAACGAGAAAUAAAAAUUCUGGAGAACUUGAGAGGAGGCCCCAACAUAAUAACCCUUUUAGACAUCAUAAAGGAUCCUGUGUCCCGAACACCAGCGCUGGUUUUUGAGCAUGUUAACAACACGGACUUCAAGCAACUGUAUCAAACUUUAUCAGACUAUGACAUCCGUUUCUACAUGUAUGAAAUUCUUAAGGCUCUCGACUACUGCCACAGUAUGGGAAUAAUGCACAGAGACGUAAAGCCACACAAUGUCAUGAUUGACCAUGAGCACAGAAAGCUUCGUUUGAUUGAUUGGGGCUUGGCUGAGUUUUACCACCCCAACCAGGAGUACAAUGUACGUGUGGCUUCCCGAUAUUUUAAAGGCCCUGAACUACUUGUGGACUACCAGAUGUAUGACUACAGUUUGGAUAUGUGGAGUCUUGGAUGCAUGCUGGCCAGUAUGAUCUUCAGGAAGGAACCAUUUUUCCAUGGACAUGACAACUAUGAUCAGUUGGUUCGAAUUGCAAAGGUUCUGGGUACAGAGGACCUGUAUGACUACAUCGACAAAUAUAACAUUGAGCUGGACCCACGCUUUAAUGACAUUUUGGGCAGACACUCCAGGAAGAGAUGGGAACGGUUUGUGCACAGUGAGAACCAGCACCUGGUCAGUACUGAGGCUCUGGAUUUUCUGGAUAAGCUGCUACGUUAUGACCACCAGGCCCGACUGACAGCCCGCGAGGCCAUGGACCACCCUUACUUCUAUCCUAUAGUUAAAGACCAGGGCAGAGGAGCACCAGCUGCAGGAAUGGCUGCUAGUUCCACACCAGUCAGCUCUUCUAGCUUGAUGGCAGGCAUCGCCUCUAUGACUCCGAGCACACAGCCCAACAUCGGCAACAUCAGCGCCGGCUCGCCUGUCAUCCCUGCCCCGAACACAAUGGCCACACAAGUGCCCACUGCCGCUGGAGCCCAGCCCUGAACACCACCUGCCCCAACAUCCCCCCUCUCUUUCUCACAUCCCUCUAUCCGUCUCUCUCUCUCUCUCUCUUCUAUGGGCCUGCUUGGAAUUGUGAAUCAGUGGUGAGGGGGUGGGGGGGCAUUGAUUUCAUUUGUGGUUAUUUUUACGAUGUUGCAAAUAACACAGAACUAAUGUUAAGUUACGUUUUAUUUUGUUUUCCUCCUCAGUUGUUUAGGGGUUUGUGAACUCAAAGAAACCCAUGAUGUUUUUGCACCUGUCUGUGUGAGUUAGAAAAGCAAACGGGUGUGAGUUUUCACUCGCCGUUGACUGUUUAGAGAAACACUUAAAUGUCCACCUGAAGAAGGAUAAUAAAAUUAAUUUUAUUUGUC
Puntigrus tetrazona (Sumatra barb) is the source of this 1863-nucleotide messenger RNA. RefSeq names its product casein kinase 2, alpha 1 polypeptide (gene csnk2a1). Gene Ontology annotation, cellular component: cytosol; nucleus; protein kinase CK2 complex. Bases 308 to 1495 code for a protein of 395 amino acids. The record is from RefSeq and is a predicted model, not a curated record. Gene Ontology annotation, biological process: protein phosphorylation. Gene Ontology annotation, molecular function: protein serine/threonine kinase activity; ATP binding. NCBI's taxonomy places the organism in Eukaryota, Metazoa, Chordata, Actinopteri, Cypriniformes, Cyprinidae. The transcript is spliced from 15 exons.